UCUUCAAAAUUUGGUGGUCUAAAACUAAACUGCCAAUGCAUAAAAGAAAUAUGAUUUUUGGAGAAUAUUUGAAAAAAUUAUAAUUAUCAUGAUGUAACAAACGGAUAAAGCUUCCUUGAGAAGAGUUUCUGCUUCUAGAAACUAAUUCUUAUGAGUCUAGAUUGUUAUUCAUCUGUUUCAAGAUGGCUGGUUCAAAUCUAGAAAUUAUAAUCAGCAGUUCAGACCUUAGCUCACUGGAAUUUUUUGAUAAUAGUUCAAACUGUAGUUUGAACUGCAGUUCAAACGGAACAGGGAUUGACCCUGAACUGCCUUACUAUCUGACAUUCAAUGAAGAUUCUAUUCGAGAAGUCAUACUGUACAGCAUAAUGCUGGUACUCGGUGCUACUGGUAAUCUGCCAGUUUUCAUAACUCUAAUUCGAAAUCGGCAUAGAAAGUCAAGAGUUAACCUGAUGAUAAUGAAUCUUUCAAUUGCUGAUUUGAUUGUAACAUUUGUCAUGAUACCUUUGGAGAUUGCAUGGCGUAUCACGGUUGCCUGGGUAGCGGGUAACGCAGUCUGCAAGAUAAUGCUCUUCGUGAGAGCUUUUGGACCUUAUCUGUCUUCAAUGAUUUUGGUGUGCAUUAGCUUAGAUAGGUAUUUUGCUAUCUUACAUCCCCUGAAAGUGAAUGGUGCUCAAAAAAGGGGGAGGAUUAUGAUAGCAACGGCGUGGACUAUAAGCUCUCUCUGCAGCAUUCCGCAGAGUGUGAUCUUUCACUUGGAGAGUCAUCCUGACUACCCAGAGUUUAUCCAGUGCGUGAGCUUCAACUUUUUUCCCACAAAAUACCACAAAAUGGCAUACAACAUAUUUUGUCUCCUUGCACUUUAUGGCGUCCCUCUCGUCAUAAUUAUCUUCUGCUAUUCCUGUAUUUUGUGGGAAAUAUCAAAACGAUCUCGAGAUAAUGAUGUUUCUUUUCUUUUAGGUGAUCUGUCUCAGGAGUCGAGAUACAGAGGCCGACCUUGCUUGAGGAGAUCCGACAUUGCACACAUUGAAAGAGCCAGAGCAAGAACACUGCGCAUGACCAUUAUCAUUGUAUGCACAUUCUUCUGGUGCUGGACACCAUAUGUGGUCAUGGUCUUGUGGUAUCUUUUCGAUCCAGUCUCUGCCGAUCAAGUUGAUACUCGCAUCCAGUCCUCUCUCUUCAUGUUUGCCGUUUCCAACUCUUGUGUAAAUCCAUUAGUGUACGGAAGUUAUCUUCUUAACUUCAAGCAGAUAUUUAGGAGAUGUUACCGCAGGUGUCGAAAUCGUAACAUGGGAUCAAUGAACCAAACACAGAUCACAACCCCUGCAAGGACUUACGCAACGUUUCGAAAUGGUAACCUCGCUCGGAGAAAUAUAUCUGUUCACCUAAAUAUUAGAGGAAAUGGAACAUACCCGGCAUUAGUAGAGGAAUGUAACAGCCACCUUCCUCCAGAAGUUCGGCAACUCCGUAUCAGUAAUAGUUGUGGUAAAAUCUACACAAAACCUUUCUCGGUGAACACUCAAACAGAAGCUGAAAUCCACAGUUGGGAUCGAUAAGGAAGACCGGAAAAUAUCAUUUCAUUUUUUAUAACUAUUAUUUUAAGGCCCUAUUUGAAUUGCUCAACGUUUCCUUAUUUGAUGAUUUUAAGAUCCAGGGUACUUUUAAUUUUUCUAUCUUCUCUGAUUUUGUUACCCUUCAAUUUGGAAGCAGAGAGAAGCUGAAGGUUAAUUCAUUUAUCUUUGUUCUAUAUAAUUGACUCCAUUUUAUUAAUGAAUUUAAGAAAGAAGAUUUAAGAAAGACUCCUUGUUUUUAACUUUCGCAACAUAAGCAGACAAAAAGAGCUAAUCUAUCCCAUUGGUUAGACUAGAUGGAAUAAGCAACAAACAACAAAUAUGUUGUUAACAUGUUUGUUGUUAGGAUUUCUUUUCCUUAUUUGAUUAAUUUAUUUAAUAAAUUUUAAAAAAAAUUAAUACCUUAUAACUUAUUGAAAACUUUUUAAGAAAUCUGCAUGAUAAAUUACUCCCUAAGCGGAAAGCAGAACUUAUCAAAUAAUGAAGAAAAUGACGUGGUUGUUAAUUUGUAGACUUUAAAAUUAUCAUUAUGCGAAAAAAAACUAACGAAAAGCUGGAAGUUAUUUUAAAAAUUGAUUUUGGCCAAAUGCAAAUAUACUUUCUUCCCAGAGGAGAGAUUGAUAGUCGAUAUUGCACCUUCAAAUGGAAAGGCAGUGUUCAAAAGAGGAAGAACUUGAACACUUAUAUCUAGACAAAUCAGUUCUUAAUACUGAUGUAUCAUUACACAUUGAAGCGAAUGUAACCUUAUAUAAGUUGCCAGAACUAAAUAUUUAUGGGGCAGCAGUGCAAAUUUUAAAUAUUACCUAUGUAGGCGAACUUUCAUUACUGGGUAUCAGAAGUAUUUUUCCCGUGUCCUAAGCUGAAUUGAGUAAGAUUAAAAACAAUAAAGGGCACGUUUAAUAGUUCAAAAUGUUCUAAAAAUAUUUACGUACGUAGAUGGUUCAGUUUUGUACUAAUAAUAUUUAAUAUAAUUUUGUAUUUUACUUGUGAGAGAUUCUUAGAACGUUGAAUGUUUCAUUCAGUGCGUUUUUUGGCUAAAUGAAAAGAGAUCAAAACUAAAUAGAUACAAUUAAGAGUUUUCUGAAAAUUUAAGAAGCUUCUGCGCAUGAAAAAGAACAUAACUUUUUACUUAAACCCAAUUGUGCUAAAUAUAAUUAAAUAAAUAUUCAGCCGAUAGCGCAAAUCAUUUCAAAUCUUUAUCCAUUUAAAGGUACUUGUCAAAAAUAUAGUGUUAUACAUGAAACACUCAAAACUUUUUAGUCUGAUAAAUUUAAAUUUUAUCGUUUCGAUUCUGCGAUCAACAAAAAUAGUACUUCAGUCUUUAAAUUUCUAAGGGUAUCUUGUGUAUGGUUUCACU
Molecule: messenger RNA, 2925 nt
Organism: Parasteatoda tepidariorum (common house spider)
Lineage: Eukaryota; Metazoa; Arthropoda; Arachnida; Araneae; Theridiidae
Product: adipokinetic hormone/corazonin-related peptide receptor variant I-like
Biological process (GO): cellular response to hormone stimulus; G protein-coupled receptor signaling pathway
Cellular component (GO): plasma membrane
Molecular function (GO): G protein-coupled receptor activity; peptide binding
Source: RefSeq, a predicted model, not a curated record